Molecule: messenger RNA, 1785 nt
Organism: Tupaia belangeri chinensis (Chinese tree shrew)
Lineage: Eukaryota; Metazoa; Chordata; Mammalia; Scandentia; Tupaiidae
Gene: DRC10
Product: dynein regulatory complex subunit 10
Exons: 5
Coding region: 213-1559 (448 amino acids)
Molecular function (GO): protein binding
Source: RefSeq, a predicted model, not a curated record
UAACUGAGAGGGGCAAGAAAUUGAAUAGUCAAGAGGAAAGUCAGUCAAGGUCCCAGGCCUGCCUUCUGAGAUUGGCGGGUAACCUAGCAACGCAGGGACAGCGAAGGUAACCGUGAGUAGAGAAACCUAGGACCUAUCUCAGAGCAGGUUGUCCCAGGCCCAGACGGUCAACCACCGUCUCCAUUUCCAAGGCCAAGAAGGCUCCUCCCAACAUGGCUUUACAUGUCCUCACGGCGGUGGCCCCGUUCUACCAGAGCCCCGCCACGGACAGGGUCAGGCUGAAGACAGAGCUCUCCAAAAAGCCAGCUGAUCCGCUGCAGCCCUCGGCCCCCUCCAAGACCAAGCUCACCACCAUCGAGACCAAGAGGAUCAUGUCCGUACUGGACGAGGCCAUCCACAAGGUGGAGCUGGUGACCUUACUGUCGCAUGUGGCAUCCAAUCUGGAGAAGCUGGCGGGCGAGCUGGGAGAGGACACCAUAAGGGCCCUGAGGGAGCACGCAGACCUCUGUCAGAUCUUCCUGGAGAACAUCGACUACCUGAAGGAGCAAGAGAAGCAGGUGCAGUCACAGGAGGAGGCCGAGGAGGAAGGGUGGCUCAGGGACCGCCUCUUCUCCAUAGAGCUGCAGAGAUCCAGCCUCGGGCCCCUCAUGCAGGAGAUCAGAGAUUCCACCAAGAACAUCCUGAGGCUCCUGCUCAAUAACCCCCAGGCCACCAGGGUCCUGCAGAAGCAGGCGCCAGACAGGACUCCCGAAGCCCAGCGUUUUAUCGCCAGCCUGAUGGAACUCCGGGGUUUCCUGUUUGAGAAGCUACUCACCAGUCCCAUGGAGGCCAGGGAUAAGGCCCAGUUCAUACAGGAAAUCACCAGACGAACCAUGAGGAACCAGGAUCUCAUCAAUACUCUUGAACACGAACUGGCAGCACGCGUGAAGAACAGGGACGCCGAGGUGGAGAAGGAGAACUUUGUGAUCCAGGAACUGAAAAACCACCUGCACCAGGUGCUCAGGUUCUCGGAGAACAACCUCAUCCGCACCAAGCAGGAGGCCGAGAAGCAGCAGAAGGCGGACUUCCGAGCCUCACAGGCCAGGGUGGCCAAGAUCCAGCAGGAGAUCCAGCUGCUGCGCUCCCAGUACCACAACCUGGUCAUGGAGAACCGCGAGGCCGAGCAGGCGCUGAGGAAGAAGAAAUACAAAGUGGAGACGGAAAUCGAGAACUGGAUCCAGAAAUACGACACCGAGAUGGGCGAAAAGCAGGAGGAGCUGGAGGAGCUGGAGCUCAUCCACCAGGAGGAGAAGGCGCAGCUGGAGGAGCUGAAGCAGCGCCACAGCGUGCUGCUGGAGGAGUUCGCCCAGAUCCGCACGGAGCGCGAGAUCACCUCCAAGAAGAAGAUGGAGGCCGAGCGCGAGAUGGUGCGCAUGGUCAGGGCCGCCACGCUCAUCCAGGCCGUGUGGAAGGGCUACCUGGUCCGCUCCAUGCUCAGGUCCAAGAAGAAGAAGCGGGGCAAGGGCAAAGCCAAGGAGCAGGAGAAGGGCAAGAAGGGCAAGGGCAAGGGCAAGAAGUGAGCGCCGUCGCCCGGGCUCCAGCACGCGCGGUGCCCCCGGCCACCAGGAGGGGGCGCUAAUUCCUUACACAGCCGGAGACCGGCUGCCCAGCGAUCCAGAUCCGGCCGGAGCCCGGCCAUUCACCACCCAAGCGUGCUUUUCAGUUAUAAAAAACCCCUUAACCACGUUCGAGAGAACAGCCUACUUCAAAUUAAACAAACCUCAGUGCACCCAGGGCUGCCGUCUC